AUGAAUCCACAAAUCAUUGGCGUAAUGGAGAAAAAAUUAAAGAAGGACUCAAGAUUUCUUUCCCGAACCAUUGCAAAUAUCGAGAAAAAACGAGAAGUCGCGGUCAAACAAUUACAGGCGCAGGCAGUAGUCAUCUCUUCCGAAGAGUAUGUUGAACGUUCACAGGGAGCUCGUUCCAUUAUUGCGCGUGAUUUCUUGCCACAAAAUUCUAAAAAAAGAAAGGUGUACUGGUGA
Scutellospora calospora is the source of this 234-nucleotide messenger RNA. The record is from the annotation of a GenBank genome assembly. Lineage: Eukaryota; Fungi; Glomeromycota; Glomeromycetes; Diversisporales; Gigasporaceae.